AUGGAGCCAUGUCGCACGCCUGGCCCGCCUGGCCUGCGGCUCGUUCUCGUGACCUAUGAAUUUACCUACAGCCCCUUCAGUGGCAAUGGCAUCCUCGCGCGGUCCAUAGCCAAGGCGCUGUUAAGACUGGGCUGUCAAGUCACCGUGCUGUGCUGCCAGCCUUGCGAUGAACUUCAGGGUCAGAAUAGCCAUUUGACGACAGAGGAGCUCUCUGAGGUUCACAGCCUCACUGUCAUUCCACUGAAGCUUGCAAAGUCCGACGGCUGGUUUAAGCUGGAUGACCACUCAGCUUGGAGUCAAUUCGUCUUCGACCAGAUAGACGAAGAGGGGCAGUGCGCUCUGGAAAGAAGUUUAAAUGCCGCCGAUGCGGUCGUGGCCGUCGACUGGACCGGAGCUCAUGCAUGUCAGUCGCUCCCAAGCACCAGUGGCAAGCCUCUAGUCUACAUGAACUUUCGUGUGUACAGUUCUGGAGUGCUGGACGAGCGGCGAAGGCAAUGGUUUGACGAGAUGGAAAGACAGGCUCUGCAAAGGGCCUCUCUCAUCGUGGUUCUUUCUCAACUUGACAGAAUGAACCUCAUGAAGAUCUCUGAUUCUGCAGCAGGUAAGUUCGAGCUUCUUCUGCCACCAUUGAGAGGUGACAUGCAUGAGCUUGCCCACCAAGCACAGGAGGAGCUCGACUUGUUUCUGCCUGCUGAAGUCAAAGACGCUUGGCGUCCCGAGGGUUCAAAGAGGCAACGAUUUCUCGUCACCUGUGUUGCGCGCAUCUCGCCUGAGAAGAACGUUUUCCGGUUCUUGCGCUUCUUGCAGAUGGCGAAGGACACCCUACAUGAGCUCGGUCUUAUCCCACUGUUGGCUGGCUCCAGCUCUGACGAAUCUUAUGCUGCAGCAGUCAAGGCCGAAUUAAAACGCCUGGUGCCAGGUGCAAUUAUAGUUGACACCUUUCUCACUCCGAAGUCUUUGGCAGCUGUUUUUGGUCGAACGGCUCUGAACUUCCAUCCAUGUGCCUAUGACGCAUACGGCAUGACAAUUGUUGAAGCGGCAGCCUGUGCUGCACCGUCUGUGUUGGCCGGUGAAUCCGUGGGCGCCUGGGCACUUCUGGGCUCGCAUUCACUUUGUGUAGACAUGCCACCGGACGAGAACGAAUUGUCGGACGAGGCUGCGGCAGCAAUAACAAAUUUCCUGAGAGAUCCAGAGCAUGAACUGCUGGGUGCUUCAGCCCGAAGGGAGGCCUUGCGAUGGGAUGAGCAAGCAUACGGCACCCGGCUGCUGGAAUUCAUUUCAUCCCUUUCACAGUCUGACCACUGA
Symbiodinium necroappetens is the source of this 1305-nucleotide messenger RNA. The record is from the annotation of a GenBank genome assembly. Lineage: Eukaryota; Dinophyceae; Suessiales; Symbiodiniaceae.